AUGUGUCAUGAUGUUUUAGCUGCAGAUGGGAACUCGUCCAAUCGUAGCUGCAGGCAUCGAGAUGUGUUGAAGCACCUGAACGUGACCAAAAAUAAUGAGCUGUACUCCAUGACCCGGCCUGGUAGUGCUGAAUCUCCCAUGCAAGUUUACCUGGAUGCACUGCUCUAUGCCAUUCUAGAUGUGAACGAGAAGGACCAGAAAUUAGUUUGUUACAUUUGGAUUGAUACGUGGUGGCAGGGUGACGACCUUUCCUGGAAUCCUGAUGACUUCUGUAAUAUUUCACGGAUUUCUCUUCCUAUGCAUUUAUUGUGGAAGCCAGAUCUAACUAUUGAAGAGAUGACAGAGAAGGACAAGGCCCUUCCGAGUCCGUAUCUCAUCCUUAACAGUAGCGGUUGGGUCAUAAAUAGAAACGACAUGGUGGUGGUCAGCACCUGCAAGAUGCGCGUUUACAAAUUUCCCUUCGACGUUCAGAGCUGCAACCUGUCUUUCAAGUCUGUCUUACACUCUGAUAACGAUAUAGAGCUUGUUAACUUAGGUGGCUCAUGGAACAGCGAUUGGUCUCGCAAGAUGAUGCAGACCCAGUCCGAGUGGCAGUUCCUAGACAUGUCCAUCAACAACAGAACUGUCAACAAUUUUGGCCUCACACAAAACAUGUUGGUUUACACUAUCACCAUGAGGAGGCAGUCUGCCCUCUACAUUGUCAACUUCUUGGUACCGAUCCUCUUCUUCUUGUGUCUGGACUUGACCUCCUUCCUGAUCUCAGACACUGGGGGCGAGAAGCUCAGCUUCAAGGUCACGGUGCUGCUUGCCGUCACUGUGAUGCAGCUUAUUCUCAAUGAAAUUCUGCCCUCCUCUUCAGACAGGAUUCCUCUUAUAGCGGUCUACUGCAUUGGGAGUUUUACUUUGAUGAUGCUGAGCCUCGUGGAGACGAUUUUGGUGAUGUAUCUGAUGGAAAAAGACUCUGCAUCUCAAGACAACGAGGGUAGCAGCAGCCAACUGACGGAGGAUUCUGACUCUGAAAAGAUCUCAGAUGAGCUGAGUGAGGCGGUGAAAACAUUGACUCUGCUCCUCAACAGCAGGAAGGAAGAAAUGAAGCCCGGCUACUGGACCAGAGUGGCGCUGUUCGCUCCAAUGGCUCCGCGCUGUCGCUUCAAUCAGUGA
Messenger RNA from Anarrhichthys ocellatus (wolf-eel), 1161 nucleotides. RefSeq names its product 5-hydroxytryptamine receptor 3A-like. Lineage: Eukaryota; Metazoa; Chordata; Actinopteri; Perciformes; Anarhichadidae. The transcript is spliced from 9 exons. Gene Ontology annotation, biological process: monoatomic ion transmembrane transport. The record is from RefSeq and is a predicted model, not a curated record. Gene Ontology annotation, cellular component: membrane. Bases 1 to 1161 code for a protein of 386 amino acids. Gene Ontology annotation, molecular function: transmembrane signaling receptor activity; extracellular ligand-gated monoatomic ion channel activity.